This is a messenger RNA of Suillus fuscotomentosus, 711 nucleotides long. RefSeq lists its product as uncharacterized. Lineage: Eukaryota; Fungi; Basidiomycota; Agaricomycetes; Boletales; Suillaceae. The transcript has 3 exons. The record is from RefSeq and is a predicted model, not a curated record. Bases 1 to 711 code for a protein of 236 amino acids.
AUGCCACGGCGGAAGAAAGAGCUGCUGCUGCGCGAAAAUAUAGACAGGAUUACUAUGAAAGGCCAGUUUUCAAAGAUCAGCCUCGAGUCGGAAACAAUUGAUAUUCGUUACAGGAACAAGAAAAUAAUAAGUGUGAAAAUGGCAGCCAAAUAUAAAGCACGACGUGCGCGCAAGCCGAGCAUGAAAAAGCAUGAGCCUGCGAACGCCACACAACCCAUCGGGCAUUCUCCACAGCCCGAGGGGUAUGUUACCGAACAAGAGACAUCCGUAUCGGAUAGCGAGAGUGAACACGAGUCGCUGCCUGACAGUACUUCCCAACGCAUCGAUUUACGACAACGCAUCCAAGACAUUCAAACAGCAGUAGCAGAGACAACUGCUCUUCAUGCUGAGGACUACUUCGAGCAUCUCUACUCCAGCCUGACGAAGAACUCGAAUGAUUAUCAACUCCGACUGUCAAUAAUUUCGGACGCCAUGAAACUUUUAGAAGGACAUAGUUUGCAAGCCCGCACAUUAGAGGCAGAACUUGCGGAAGAGAAUAGGGUAGGGAAAUUGCUAUCUCAGGCACAAGAGCUCACACAGACAUUACGGGAUAUGACGGGAGCUGCUGAAGAGCUCUGGUGCUUCAUCGUAGACGAUCCGGAUGCUACGAAGCUCAUACAGCAAUACUCUCGAAGAGAAUUGCGAUUUCAACGGCCGAAUGUAGACAAAUGA